GAUUUGAAGAGCGCUUAGCCGUCAGGGAUGUUGCCCGGGGGUCACCACAAGGAGGGAGCUCUUCUCUACCCUCUCUGUUAGAACCGCUGACUUCACUACUGAGAAAGGACACUAACCUGGACUGGAUAAGAGAACAGCAAGCAAUAGAGCACUUGGAUGAGUUCGCUCACACCCUUGCCCUGAUCCUUAUUUCAGCAGCAGCAAGGGAACAACAGCUAAGCUUUCACUUCUCGGGAAACCAAGCGGUGCACUUUGUAACCAUGGCGGACACAGAAGAGAAGAACCCGAGAAGCGCAAGCGCGGGUCACGUGCUGCACACGGGCGGCUGUCACUGUGGAGCGGUCCGGUUUCAGGUGUUCGCUUCUCCUGAUCUGCUCGUCUUCGACUGCAACUGCAGCAUCUGCACUAUGAAACAGAACCGCCACUUCAUUGUGCCCAAGAAUCAGUUCACUCUUGUACAGGGCUUGGAGAAUCUCACUACGUAUACCUUCAACACUCACACAGCAAAGCAUACCUUCUGUAGAACUUGUGGGGUUCAGAGCUUCUAUACCCCACGCUCCAAUCCUGAUGGAUAUGGCGUGGCACCACAUUGCCUGGACCAGGGCACAGUGCGCAGCAUCACAGUGGAGGACUUCUGUGGACAACAGUGGGAGGAGAGCAUGCAGAAACACCACAGCAUCAGGAGCAUGUCCAAGCCAGCUUCCAAAUGACACCCUUUCUUCUUCUUCUUCAAGAAAAACACAGGACUUGUACUCAUGUUUUGGAAACACGAACAAGUAUUAUGCAAAAUUAUCCUUUGUAGAUUCCUUUUGGCACUUCUUCAAAAUGAAUUGAUUGGUGGAGAGGUGAACACUUUGGCUAAGAAAAGGCAAUAAUAUCACUUUGGAACCCCAGGGUUGUAGGUUUUAAACCCCAGCAGGACUAGUGCAGAAUUUCUAUGAUCUAUUUGUAUUUACAUGGAUUAUCCCCAAGUUCUGUACUGUUUCAUCCUGCACUGCAGAGUAUAUUUUUCAGAUGAAUUGGUGACUUUAACUUGUCUUUAGUGUUAGCAUGGCAUGUGAUGUACAGACUUUGGAUGUGGAGAGCCAAAUCAUCUAUAACAGAAAUAAUUAAUGUAAGUUAACCACAGAUAUUAGUCUUGUGACUCUAGCACAUAAAAUAAAGUCACCAGAUUAUUAUGUCUAAACUAAUUAAAGUGCAUUUGUAUGGUCCCUACUGAAACAACAUGAGAGCAAAUAAAAGGGGCUGUCACCAUUUUAAAAGUGCAUGGUUUUGCUCUUUGUUACCCUGGUCACCACCUUAAUGCUGGCAUGACUUUACAAGUUAUACUCUGAACCA
This is a messenger RNA of Scleropages formosus (Asian bonytongue), 1338 nucleotides long. RefSeq names its product centromere protein V (gene cenpv). Gene Ontology annotation, molecular function: carbon-sulfur lyase activity. The transcript has 6 exons. The record is from RefSeq and is a predicted model, not a curated record. NCBI's taxonomy places the organism in Eukaryota, Metazoa, Chordata, Actinopteri, Osteoglossiformes, Osteoglossidae. Bases 261 to 710 code for a protein of 149 amino acids.